Molecule: messenger RNA, 2841 nt
Organism: Scomber japonicus (chub mackerel)
Lineage: Eukaryota; Metazoa; Chordata; Actinopteri; Scombriformes; Scombridae
Gene: grik2
Product: glutamate receptor, ionotropic, kainate 2
Exons: 17
Coding region: 1-2841 (946 amino acids)
Biological process (GO): modulation of chemical synaptic transmission; synaptic transmission, glutamatergic; monoatomic ion transport
Cellular component (GO): plasma membrane; presynaptic membrane; kainate selective glutamate receptor complex
Molecular function (GO): kainate selective glutamate receptor activity; transmitter-gated monoatomic ion channel activity involved in regulation of postsynaptic membrane potential
Source: RefSeq, a predicted model, not a curated record
AUGAAGAUUACCUCUCUGCUGAUAUUUAAUGCGAGAUUCAGGUGCACCGCCAGGCUUCUACUGCUGCUAUUACACUGUGUGGGAUAUUCUCAUGGGAUGCCACACGUCUUGAGAUUCGGGGGGAUAUUUGAGUCCAUUGAAAGCGGCCCAUCAGGUGCUGAGGAACUAGCCUUUAAAUUUGCUUUAAACACAAUCAACAGGAACAGAACCCUACUGCCAAACACCACGCUCACCUACGACAUCCAAAGGAUAAACAUCUAUGACAGCUUUGAAGCCUCCAGAAAAGCCUGUGACCAGCUUUCACUGGGGGUGGCGGCCAUCUUUGGGCCCUCUCACAGUUCCUCGGCCAAUGCAGUCCAGUCCAUUUGCAACGCCUUGGGGGUGCCCCACAUCCAGACCAAGUGGAAGCACCAGGUAUCGGACAACAGAGACGUGUUCUACGUCAGCCUCUACCCAGACUUCUCCUCCCUCAGCCGGGCCAUCCUGGAUCUGGUCCACUUCUUUAAGUGGAAGACGGUCACUGUGGUUUAUGAUGACAGCACUGGUCUGAUUCGGUUGCAAGAGCUCAUAAAGGCGCCGUCGCGGUACAACAUCCGGUUAAAGAUCCGCCAGCUGCCUGCAGAUACCAAGGAUGCCAAGCCACUGUUAAAAGAGAUGAAGAGAGGGAAGGAGUUCCACAUCAUCUUUGACUGUGGCCACGAAAUGGCUGCUGGGAUCCUCAAGCAGGCUCUCGCCAUGGGGAUGAUGACAGAGUAUUAUCACUAUAUCUUCACCACACUGGAUCUGUUCGCCCUGGACGUGGAGCCUUACCGAUACAGUGGUGUGAACAUGACAGGCUUUAGGAUCCUCAACACCGAAAACAGCCAAGUGGCCUCCAUCAUCGAGAAAUGGUCCAUGGAGCGACUGCAGGCUCCACCCAAACCUGACUCUGGUCUACUGGACGGCUUCAUGACCACGGACGCCGCGCUGAUGUACGAUGCCGUGCACGUGGUGGCCGUGGCUGUGCAGCAGUCUCAGCAGAUCACUGUCAGCUCAUUACAGUGCAACAGACACAAGCCCUGGCGCUUUGGGAACCGCUUCAUGGCCCUCAUCAAAGAGGCCCACUGGGACGGCCUGACUGGGAGAAUCACUUUCAACCGGACCAAUGGCUUGAGGACAGACUUCGACCUCGAUGUCAUCAGUCUGAAGGAGGAGGGGCUUGAGAAGAUUGGUACCUGGGACCCUCCAAGUGGCCUGAACAUGACAGACAACCAGAAGGGGAAGACGACCAACGUCUCUGAUUCCUUAUCCAACCGAUCCCUGAUCGUCUCCACCAUACUGGAGGAGCCAUACGUGAUGUUCAAGAAGUCUGACAAGCCGCUGUACGGGAACGACCGCUUUGAGGGCUUCUGCAUUGACCUGCUGAGAGAGCUCGCCAACAUCCUGGGCUUCACCUACGAGAUCCGCCUGGUGGAAGAUGGGAAAUACGGCGCCCAGGAUGAGAACACGGGCCAGUGGAAUGGCAUGGUCAAGGAGCUAAUGGACCACAGAGCUGAUCUGGCAGUGGCUCCCCUUGCCAUCACAUACGUGCGCGAGAAGGUUAUCGACUUCUCCAAGCCCUUCAUGACGCUGGGUAUAAGUAUACUGUACCGCAAGCCCAACGGGACCAACCCUGGGGUCUUCUCCUUCCUCAACCCUCUGUCGCCUGAUAUCUGGAUGUAUAUUCUGCUGGCUUACUUGGGUGUCAGUUGUGUGCUGUUUGUCAUAGCCAGGUUUAGUCCCUACGAGUGGUAUAACCCCCACCCUUGCAACCCUGACUCGGAUGUAGUGGAAAACAAUUUCACCCUGCUAAAUAGUUUCUGGUUCGGAGUUGGAGCUCUCAUGCAGCAAGGAUCUGAGCUCAUGCCAAAAGCCCUCUCCACCAGAAUUGUAGGAGGAAUCUGGUGGUUUUUCACACUCAUCAUCAUCUCCUCCUACACGGCUAACCUGGCGGCCUUCCUCACCGUGGAGAGGAUGGAGUCGCCCAUCGACUCCGCCGACGACCUGGCCAAGCAGACCAAGAUAGAGUACGGGGUGGUAGAGGAUGGAUCCACCAUGAACUUCUUCAAGAAAACAAAGAUCUCCACGUAUGAUAAGAUGUGGGAGUUCAUGAGCAGUCGGAGACACUCUGUGAUGGUGAAGAACGUUGAUGAGGGCAUUCAUCGUGUGCUCACCUCGGACUACGCUUUCCUAAUGGAGUCCACCACCAUCGAGUUCGUCACACAACGCAACUGCAACCUCACCCAGAUCGGAGGCCUCAUUGACUCCAAAGCCUAUGGUGUUGGCACCCCAAUGGGCUCUCCAUACAGAGAUAAGAUCACUAUUGCCAUCCUGCAGCUUCAGGAGGAAGGGAAGCUGCACAUGAUGAAGGAGAAGUGGUGGAGAGGAAACGGCUGUCCGGAGGAGGAGAGUAAGGAAGCCAGCGCUCUGGGUGUGCAGAACAUCGGAGGGAUCUUCAUCGUCCUGGCGGCCGGACUCGUCCUCUCCGUUUUCGUGGCGGUCGGAGAAUUCCUCUACAAGUCCAAACAGAACGCACAGCUUGAAAAGGCCCAAUGGCGACAACGAGAUAAGAAACAGGUCCUUCUGCAGUGCCAUGGUGGACGAGCUGCGGGUAUCCCUCAAGUGCCAGCGCCGGCUCAAACACAAGCCCCAGCCGCCCGUCAUGGUGAAAACGGAGGAGGUCAUCAACAUGCACACCUUCAACGACCGCAGACUGCCAGGGAAAGAGACCAUGGCAUGAUAUGGGAAUCACUUUCUCACCCUCUCUCCUUCAGUGAGGUGGUGUGUAGAGACACUGGGGGGACAGGUGGGGGGAAAUGGUAA